AUGCCUCCACAAUCGGCCAAGACCUGGAAAACAUCAUCGCCAAGCGCGACGUCGAACAACCUUCGUCCCGUUCGAUCGCGCAAAGAUCGUCCAUGCGACUAUUGUCGAAGACUCAAGCAUACUUGUCGGAUUCUCGUUAGGGGUCAAGCAUGUACGAAUUGUGCGAGGACAAAGAGGACAUGCACGUUUGAGGAUCCACCUCGUAAACGUCAUGCUAAGCCGCAUAUACAGCUGGCUGAGCAACAGUCAGACAUAACAGAAAAUCAGUAUCAGCAUGAUUCGUCAAGUUCUACCGCAUUGAUGCCAAAUGACGACAGGUCCAAUCAUGAUCCGUUCAUACCUGCAUUCUCGCAGACAGCCUUCGAGCAACAAACGUCGAAUGCUAUUUAUGGUGAUCAAGUCGCACUCCAAUCGUCUCAACAGCCAUUACACUCAUCUCUAGCAGCCAUAUUCGAAGUGGAAGAAAACAGCUCGGACGAUAACUCGUACUAUACAUCUCUUGAUCUGGAAAACGAUGGGAGUGAGGAGCAUCAUUACCUCGGACCAGGUGCAUUGAUGCAUCUCACUUUGAAUGUAGAUCAAGACGAUUCGACAUGGUCUCAAUUCCUCAAUCCACAAAAUACGACAACACCAUCUGGUACGGAAACGAGCGAUCUCAACAAAUUAUCUUAUAGGCAAAUUGCUGAUUCCAAGAAACCCGUUUUCUUCCUACGUGAACCCUCGAGGGUAUAUGGUUUGUCCAAUGCCUCCUACGAAGCUGAAAAGGCUUGGAAGACAGCUUGUGAGGUGUUAUCUUAUAGUCAAGCGGGACAAGGCGAACAUAUAAGUCAUCAGCUUAUACAUAUAUUUCUAGAAUCGACGUUAUCGGCUCUACCGCUGAUCAACAAAGUUCGACUUCAAGCUUCCAUGUAUCAAUGGCACGGGGCUCAUCCCUUCCCCCAUGCGUUACUAGUGGGGAUCCUCGCUCAUUCUGCAGUGUCCGUACCUGGUCUACGAACCAUCUGGAAAGAUCUCUGGGCGAUUGUGCUUAAUUUGCUGGAUAACGAGUACCGCCAACCGAGAUUACAGACCCUCCAAUUGGCGAUUAUGGAUAUCUGGGGCAGACCUAAUCAGAAACCUGGUGGUAAUCAUACUGCAAUCUGUCGUGCGAUUGGGGCAGCUCAAGUCCUGGGAUUGCAUAAAGAUAGUUCGCAGUGGCGAUUACCGAGAUGGGAGAGGUCGACUAGGAAGCGAAUCUGGUGGUUGAUAUAUGUCGCAGAUAAAUGGAAUUCCCUGACUUAUGGUCGACCAUCAAAUGUACCUACCGAAACGACCGUAUCACUUCCCUCUUCUUUAGAUAACGAUGAUGGAGGACAAUCAUCUACUUGCCAAAAUCCUAUAAUCAGUUUCAUUCUGAUGUGUCGGUUGACCAUCAUUCUCAAUACGCUAUUGCCCAUUUUGAGCGAUACGAGCGGGGAGAGCGACAAGUUUAGUACGCAUCGACAAGCUAUCAUGAAGGCUGCAAUGGAGUUGGAGGAGCUCGAGAGACUUCAUCCGGUCGAAGGAGAUGCGGGAUCACCGGGGAUGGUCAGACUGGCAAGUCUAUCCUUGGAUGAGGUGCUGGCGGGUUUAGUCUUCUCCAUGCCAUUCAACUCGCAUCCACGGGCUGGUCCGGUUGCUCGCCACAUCAUAGCGGUUAUUGCUAAACUGGUGCUUUUCCUGGAGAGUUUAGAUGAAGAAGAUUGUAAAGGAUUCUGGACACCUUGGUCAUCUUCACAACUGACUCAUGCCAUGUCACUCGCUUUACGUCUUUUUGUUCGUCUCUCGUCAUCUGAGUCGGACCCUCCUCAAUCUCAACCUCAACCUCAAUUUCCUUCAUCUUCAAAUAUCUUCAACUUGAUCGAUUGGUGCUUGACGGUAUUGACCAAUACAGAGGCCAUAUGGGAAGUAGCAAGUGAUGCUUUGGGCAAAAUCAGAAUAUUGAUGGCUUCGAUGCCUGAUCUCGAAGGACUAUCGGAACUGAGGAUGAAGAUAGGUCUCGGUCGGUAUUCCCUACCAAGUCAGGAUGAUACAAUGUGGUCAGAUUGGUUGAGUUUAUUGGGUAUGGAAUGGCUCAAUAAUGAUGGGCUCAAUACCACUCUAGCAGCGUAA
Molecule: messenger RNA, 2130 nt
Organism: Kwoniella mangroviensis CBS 8507
Lineage: Eukaryota; Fungi; Basidiomycota; Tremellomycetes; Tremellales; Cryptococcaceae
Exons: 8
Coding region: 1-2130 (709 amino acids)
Biological process (GO): DNA-templated transcription
Cellular component (GO): nucleus
Molecular function (GO): zinc ion binding; DNA-binding transcription factor activity, RNA polymerase II-specific; DNA binding
Source: RefSeq, a predicted model, not a curated record